Molecule: messenger RNA, 1701 nt
Organism: Gilbertella persicaria
Lineage: Eukaryota; Fungi; Mucoromycota; Mucoromycetes; Mucorales; Choanephoraceae
Product: kinase-like domain-containing protein
Exons: 5
Coding region: 120-1613 (497 amino acids)
Biological process (GO): protein phosphorylation; microtubule cytoskeleton organization; intracellular signal transduction
Cellular component (GO): cytoplasm
Molecular function (GO): tau-protein kinase activity; ATP binding; protein serine/threonine kinase activity
Source: RefSeq, a predicted model, not a curated record
UCACUUUAUCUCUCUCUCCCUCUCUUUUUCUUUCUUUCUUUUUACCCCUUCUCCUUCCCCCUCUUUCUUUUUGUUAUAUAUAUAUAUUUAUAUAUAUAUAUACAUAUAUAUAUAUUAACAUGGCUACUUCUUUACAAAAAACCAUCUUGACUGAUAGUGACACUCAACAAAGUGAAUCUCUUAGUCAUAGACGUGAAGCAUCGCGUGGUCUAGAAAUCGAUACAAGUACAACGAAAACAAACGCAUUUUUUCACACAUCCGAUCUUUCCUCUACACCUCGUCCACCUCCUUCUAUUUCACGCAAGAUUUCUGUAAAGCAGCCUAAAUCCACGCUAUCUAAACAACCACCUACUCCACCUUCACCUACAAUACUAGGUGAUGCUAAUGAUGAUAUUUAUCAUCAUGAUAGUUAUGCUAAUCGAUUAAGAAAUCUGGUUGCUUCUACACGCCAACAACAACAACAGCUUUCACCUAUACCACAUUACCUGAACCCAACAAGUAAAGAGUCACCUACAACACCCAAUUUUUUACUUAAUGAAGAAGAUUUGAUUGCAUUGCCUACCCCUCAUGUGAAAGAGACAAAGAAGGAGCAUUUUGUAUUUCCUACCACAGCUCAAAUUCAAGAAAUUCCUGUUAUUCAUAACACUUUUUUCAACCCUGUUCACCAAAUUCCUAUCUUAUCAGAGCAACCUAUGUUGGGAGACCUCUUAAUGAAACCGUCUUCUACACUUAAAAGAGAGAAGAAAAUUUACCAACAAGAUCAAGACAUUGUUGGCAAACAAAUUGGACAAUUCCGUAUCUGUCAAGAAUUAGGCGUGGGUGCUUUUUCCAAGGUGUAUUUGGCUAAUCAUAUUCAAACUCAAAAAUUCUUUGCUAUCAAGACAAUUCAAAAAGGUACUUUACUAGAUGAUCCAAGAGUACGUUCAAGCAUUGAAAGAGAAGUUGGUAUUUUAAAGUAUAUUGAUCACCCAAAUAUUGUUCAUUUGGAAGCAACUAUGGAAACUGAGCAUAUGAUGUGUAUUGUUUUGGAGUAUGUUGAAGGUGGCGAACUAUUUGAUUUUGUACAAAAAAUGCAUCAUGCAUCACAUACAGCUAUUCAAGAAAAUAUGAUUAAGGCCAUCUUUCUUCAAUUAUUACACGCUGUUCAAUGGCUACAUGAACAUAAUAUUGUCCACAGAGAUCUUAAGCUAGAAAAUAUUUUGAUGCACAAGAAAGACGAUGAAACGCCUAUUCUAAAAAUCACAGAUUUCGGCCUAGCUCGUGUGGUAGACCCCGAUUCACCUUUAUUGGUUACCCGAUGUGGUAGUGAAGAAUACGCAGCACCUGAAAUCAUUCAACAACAGCCAUACGAUGGCAGAAAGACAGAUACAUGGGCACUAGGUAUCAUUCUCUACAGUCUCUUGGUGGGCUAUCUACCAUUUCGCUAUGAUCCACGUAAACAAGAACGUGUGUCUCAAUUGUUCUAUCGGAUUGUUCGUGCUCAAGUCAAAUGGCCAACUGACUGUAACGUGAGUGAAGAAGCCAAACAAGUUGUACAUUCUAUUCUAGAAAGAAAUCCCCAGAAACGGAUUUUAAUACAAGACAUUGAGCAUUUACCUUGGUUUCAGCAUUAAUUCAUUUCUUUGUACUAUAUUCUAUUUAAUGACCCUCUUAUUUUUUAUAUAUUUAUGCAUGCAAUAAAGAAUCUACACUUUAUCAUAA